AUGCCCCGGGAGAUCAUCACCUUGCAACUGGGCCAGUGCGGCAAUCAAAUUGGGUUCGAGUUCUGGAAACAGCUGUGCGCAGAGCAUGGUAUCAGCCCCGAGGGCAUCGUGGAGGAGUUCGCCACCGAAGGCACUGACCGCAAGGACGUCUUUUUCUAUCAGGCAGACGAUGAACACUACAUCCCCCGGGCGGUGCUGCUGGACCUGGAGCCCCGGGUGAUCCACUCCAUCCUCAACUCCCCGUAUGCCAAGCUCUACAACCCGGAGAACAUCUACCUGUCAGAGCACGGAGGAGGAGCUGGCAACAACUGGGCCAGCGGAUUCUCGCAGGGUGAGAAAAUCCAUGAAGACAUCUUUGACAUCAUAGACAGAGAAGCAGAUGGCAGUGACAGCUUAGAGGGCUUCGUACUGUGUCACUCCAUCGCUGGAGGGACCGGUUCUGGCUUGGGCUCCUACCUCCUGGAGCGGCUGAAUGACAGGUACCCCAAGAAGCUGGUGCAGACGUACUCCGUGUUUCCCAAUCAGGACGAGAUGAGCGACGUGGUGGUGCAGCCCUACAACUCGCUGCUCACGCUCAAGAGGCUGACACAGAACGCAGACUGUGUGGUGGUGCUGGACAACACGGCCCUGAACCGGAUCGCCACAGACCGCCUGCACAUCCAGAACCCAUCCUUCUCCCAGAUCAACCAGCUGCCUACAACAGCCACUGGCUAG
Elephantulus edwardii (Cape elephant shrew) is the source of this 714-nucleotide messenger RNA. Its product is annotated as tubulin gamma-1 chain-like. Lineage: Eukaryota; Metazoa; Chordata; Mammalia; Macroscelidea; Macroscelididae. Gene Ontology annotation, biological process: mitotic spindle organization; microtubule nucleation; mitotic cell cycle. Gene Ontology annotation, molecular function: GTP binding; structural constituent of cytoskeleton. Bases 1 to 714 code for a protein of 237 amino acids. Gene Ontology annotation, cellular component: microtubule; nucleus; gamma-tubulin complex. The transcript has 8 exons. The record is from RefSeq and is a predicted model, not a curated record.